AUGGACAGUUCAUCUGCAAUAGAGUUUGGGGCUGUUAUGAAAAAGGAUUGUUUUCAUUUCGAAGAAGGAGUCACCUUUAUAAAUCAUGGAUCUUAUGGCGCAGUCCCAUUGAAAAUACGAGAAAAACAGAAACAAUUAUUGGAUGAAGUAAAUGAUAAUCCCGAUGAAUUCUACCGACUAAAAGAACAUGAUCUUUAUAUGAGGGCCAGAGAUGCUGCAGCAAAAUUUACAGGGGCGGAUCCUGAAAAUUUGUUCUUUGUUCAAAAUACAACGACUGGUGUAAACAGUGUCCUGAAAUCCUUGCAAUGGCAGAAUGGUGACGGAAUCCUAACGAAUGUGUUUACCUUUAGAGGAGUUGCGAAUACCUGUCGAAGAGUGACCGAAAUUUCAUCGUGUGUACAAAUUCAUCAAUUUGAUAUAAAACUCCCCAUCAAAGAUGAGCAAGAAGUUGUAAAAAGUAUGACCGUACAACUUGACAAACAUCCACAAGUUCGGCUGGUUUUGUUAGACCACAUCACCAGCCACACGGCGCUAGUAUUCCCUCUGAAGAAAAUGAUAGAAGAGUGUAGGAAAAGGGAUGUUUUAGUUUUGAUAGACGGUGCCCAUGCCCCAGGGCAAGUAGAACUAAAUUUGGAAGAUCUCCACCCUGAUUUCUAUACAGGGAACUUCCACAAGUGGUUAUACGCACCUCGUGGAUGUGCAGUACUCUGGAUCUCAAAGGAUCACCACGACUGGUGUACACCACUUGUGACGUCACUAAUGUAUAGAAAGAACAUUCAGUUGGAAUACUUCGACCAGGGAACACGCGACAAUAUACCAUAUUUUUUAGUACCAGAUGUGCUGGAUUUCUACAAACAGAUCGGAGGAAUGGAGAAGAUCCACCAGUAUACUGGACCUCUCCUGGAGAAGGCGUGUUCCAUGAUAACAGAACGACUGGGAACUACGACACCGGAAAUACCGAAAUCAAUGGCGGCUCCCAACAUGAGAUUGAUCUUAUUACCAGAAUAUAGAGAUUAUACAGCAGAGACAGAAGUUAGCAGGGUGAUGUUUAAAGACAUAAUGACCAAAUAUAGAAUUAAUUGUGCAAUAUUCCCAGCACAUGGUCACCUCUAUCUCAGGUUAUCUGCGAACAUUUACAAUGAACUCUCCGAUUAUGUAAAAAUAGCAGACGUACUAGAAAAUUUACCCAGAAGAUGAGUAUGGACGAUAGAUGUGCAAUAUUGCUUUGUUUGGUCUUUCAGUUGCCAAAGUAACAGUACCCUAGUCCAAGAUGG
Molecule: messenger RNA, 1274 nt
Organism: Saccostrea echinata
Lineage: Eukaryota; Metazoa; Mollusca; Bivalvia; Ostreida; Ostreidae
Exons: 7
Coding region: 1-1197 (398 amino acids)
Source: RefSeq, a predicted model, not a curated record